AUGUAUAUAUCUAUCUCUCUCAGUCUGUUCGUAUCUAUCUAUCUUUCUAUCUAUCUAUCUAUCUAUCACAUUAUUUUUAAAUCUCUCUCUCUCUCUCUCUCUCUAUGUUGCAUCAUUUCUCAUCUAUCUAUCUAUCUAUCUAUCUAUGUUAUCUAUGUAUAUAUCUAUCUAUCUCAGUCUGUUCGUAUCUAUCUAUCUAUCUAUCUAUCUAUCACAUUAUUUUUAAAUCUCUCUCUCUCUCUCUCUCUCUCUCUCUCUCUCUAUGUUGCAUCAUUUCUCAUCUAUCUAUCUAUCUAUCUAUAUUCUGUUCGUAUCUAUCUAUCUAUCUAUCUAUCUAUCUAUCUAUCUAUCACAUUAUUUUUAAAUCUCUCUCUCUCUCUCUCUCUCUCUAUAUUUGCAUCAUUUUCAUCUAUCUAUCUAUCUAUCUAUGUUAUCUAUGUAUAUAUCUAUCUAUCUCAGUCUGUUCGUAUCUAUCUAUCUAUCUAUCUAUCUAUCACAUUAUUUUUAAAUCUCUCUCUCUCUCUCUCUCUCUCUCUCUCUCUAUGUUGCAUCAUUUCUCAUCUAUCUAUCUAUCUAUCUAUGUGUCUCUUUCUGCAUAUUACAUAUUUUCGAUAUAUAUAUAUCUAUGAAUAUGUUCAUGAAGUAUCUAUGUAUAUAUCUAUCUAUCUCAGUCUGUUCGUAUCUAUCUAUCUAUCUAUCUAUCUAUCUAUCUAUCUAUCUCUCUCUGUUAUUUAA
Messenger RNA from Acanthosepion pharaonis, 735 nucleotides. The record is from the annotation of a GenBank genome assembly. Lineage: Eukaryota; Metazoa; Mollusca; Cephalopoda; Sepiida; Sepiidae.